GUGGACUUGAUGUUUGCGCCGUCCUACCGCAACAUCUACCUGCUCAUCGUCGCCGACAAGCACGACAUCGAGCGCGCGGCCGCGAACUCGCGGUUUCUGACCAAAGUGCGCUGGGACCGCGUGGACACGGAGGGCUUCGAACCCCACGACGACCGCAACAACCUGUUGGUGGAUAACUACCUGGGUGACCGCUUCGUGUACGAAAGGUACAAGAAAAUGGUGGAGGUGUUCGAGAGACACAAGGCCACCAUGCCGCGGGAGGUCCGGCGGUACCACUACAACAAACUGGUGGAGCUGUACUCGUUCGAAACGGUCCGCCGACAGGAAGACGAGCUGGCUGCGGACGGUGGCACGCCCACCAGCAAGUUUUCCGCGGCGAGCGCCGUGAAGAUGUUGAACAAUCACGGAGCGGCAGCUCCCGGCGGAAACAAAGUAGUACAGCUCCAACGCGGUUCUAGUAAGCGGCAGCUGAAGAGUCCAAAACAAGCGGCGAAGGAAGAAAAACUGACCCCAAAAGAGGAGAAAAAGGCGCAAGUGCAGCGGGCGCUGUACAUCCGGUACCUGGAAAAGCGCACGCAGGGACUGACCUCGUUUCGCGCCAUGUUCGAGGUGAAUCGGGAGUAUAAGCUGCGCAAGAAGCCCCUGAAAAAGCUCCAGAGCAUCUGGGACCGGAUGGGGUGCGAGUGCGGCCCCCUCUGGGUGGUCUACCCCUACUCGGUCGGAAAAUCACACGUGCCCUGGGCCAAGCACCAGGUCCGCAACUUAUUGGGAAAAAAGGUAGCCGUGAACUUCAGUCCGGCCGACCGGUUGGAACUGAUCAACAACACGAUCGAGGCGCACUUGGACUUGGCGGACUUGCUGCUGUACCGGGGCGGGGUGUUUCUGCGGGAUUAUUUCCCCCUGGAGGAUUUGCGUUUGAAAGCCCUAGCCACCGUGCCUAUGGAGGAAUAUCUCCUCCGCGGCGACGAUAUCACGCUGAAACGCGGGAUGUUUCCCGUGGGUUCGAGGUACUUUGUUACGAAACCGGACGAGGAGUAUUUGCGCGCCAGACACGCGGUUUUGAAGUACCGGGACGAGGAAAAGCAGAAGCGCACGUCCGCCAGGAAGACGCUCCGGAAGUUCUGCUGCUUUUGUUGCCCGACACUGCGUAUGACUUGCAAAACAAGUAUCGUAGUACUCGUACGAGAUUCUUGCAGUCUGGCAUGAGAGAUCCGGUUUUUUUUAUCUGAAUCUGCAUAACAAGUUUUCUGAGAAGUCAUGCGAUUUGUACUAGUGCGAUUAGGAUACUUUGCAAUGCAUAGUGCGAAAAGCCAUGCACAUGACGGACGACAAUCCGUACCGUGUGCUUAACAGCGACGGCUGCAUCUGCGACGUGGCGGGCAAACUGGAGAUUUUCGGCGACAUUGACGAUCAAAAGGAGCACAUCCUGGCGGAAGCGGAGGAGCUGCGAAAGAUCCAGGAAGAAAUGGACAGGGAGAACAGUGAUCCCUUUGGGAUUUCUGAUGACUCGUUGUCCCCGAACAAGAGAAAUUCAUCCAACAAGCGCAUCACCACCAGUUUCCAGAAGAAGCGGGGGAGUAAAAGUGACCGGAUCGCGAAAAGGUACGACUACGAGAAGAUGUUUCAGAAGUUGUCCGUCGAGGGCAUGCCUAGGCCCAAGCUGCCGAACACGCUGGAGAAGUACCUGGCGCUGCGGUCGGAGCACGCGUACUUUGGGCAAAAGCUCGGCAUCUACUGCGUGUUUGUGCGGCACUUCGCGAGCGCGCUGCGGACGCCCGCGGAGUUCGGGCUACUCGUCACGCUGUUUCAGGCGAUCAUUUCCUACCUGGACCUGGACACGACGGACCCGACACAGAGCGGUCUGAAGUGGACCGCCAGCCACGGCGUCCCGCUUUUGAACGCUGCGUUUUUGGCGUGGUGGGGCCCGUCCUACAUUGCCAGCUGGGAGCGCGUGCAGAAAAGGAAAAUGCUGCAGCUUUUUGGGGUGGUUCCGGGGAAGAACUACAAGCACGCCAGCAAACACCAACCACGGAAACGCUUCCACGGGCUGAAGCAGAAAUCCGCAAUCACCGGCGAGUACGAGGUGGUCUUUCCGGUUCGCGAGGCGCGCGCGCGCGCGAUGUAUUCGAACCUGUGCUCCAUGCUGUUCUGCACGCUGGUGUUGUGCAUCGUGGUCGGCGUUUCUGGUAUUCAGUUUGUCAUCUACGAGCACACCAUGAUCUCGUUCAGUGACAGUCUCUCGUACAACUACUCGCUGGAGCUGAUCGGCGUGAUGAAUGCGGUCGUGGUCUUGAUCUUCAACGCCAUCUAUUCUUACGUCGGGCUGUGGCUCACGCACUACGAGAACCACGCGACCUACGAAGGUUUUUUGGAGUCCUUUGCCAUCAAAAGCUGUGUGUUUCAGUUUUUAAACAGUUACUCCGCGCUGUUUUACCAGGCGUUCGCGCAGAAAUUUUUGCUGCGGCGGAUUGCGAAGGGCCUCGGGAACGACAAGAGCGAUGAAUGGUACGACAUGCAGUACGACGCCAUCUGCCCGAAGGAGUCGAUUCUCUUCGGGAGCACCUGCGAGAUGGGGACGACAAACCGCACCCUGGUAUCAUUAGUUCUGGUUUUCAUGGCGCGCAACGUCACGGAGCUGGGGCUGCCGAUUUUGGCGCAUUGGUGGGCGGAGUGGAAGCGGAAGACCAACCUGCGCGCGAUGGACGCGCAGCGCUGGGCGUUUACAAAACAGGGCGAAAAAAGCAUGCUCGGCCGGGCCUUGCUCCGAAUAUCCACCACCGUAGCUUUGCCAGGCCAAGGCGGAGGCAUCACCACCGCGGGAGCAGGCGAUACAGCUGCCACCUCAAGCGUAAAGAUGGAGCGCCCCGCGGCCGAUGGUAAAAGAAAUGUCGACGACGCUACAACUGGAGUGGUCCAGGCGAGCAAAACCCCGGUAGCUGGACCUCCUGCGGCUACAGUUCAGAUAGACGCUUCUGGUAAAAUUGCGCAACAAGAGCACCGCCAAUCUAGUACCCUGGAGAGGAGCAGCACGAUGACGUCGAAGCCGCCCUCCUCCUCCGCAGGGCCUGUCUUCGCUAAUGCGGUUUUCAAGGCGGGACUCGAACAAGAUCGAUCCUCGAGCACGUUGAACACCGUAGUACAGGCGGAAAAUGAAAUCCAGUUAGACGACAUUACGUUCAACACUGCACCUACGAGCAGGGAAGAUGCAUACGCAGCCAAUGCGAAUGCCCGCACUACACUCCAGCUCGCUUCCUCGCACAAGCUCCCGAAGCCCAACGAGCGCGGAGGGGGAGGCAGCCACCCGUCGAAGCCGCGGGCUAGAGGUGCACCUGUUCUUGCCGUGUUCGAUGCUCCUGGUGACAUUACUUCCCAGCAGAUCGAGGGGUCGCAUAAUGCUGCGGACGAGCAGGAUAACGACCGUAGCGGUCCAGUUGGAGGCGGGACAACAGCGAAGAAGAUGUCCCUUGAGGAGGCAUUUGGAAACGCAACGUCAACAGUACUAGCUGCCGAUCCGAAUAAACGCGACGACGCCCCCCGGCUGACUCCGCUGGAAGAGCUUGUGCAAAAGUACGACCGCGAGAAUGCCGCCCUACAGGCUAUCUACGUGGGGGAGGAACCGGAAUUGCCGGACUACUUUUACGACGACACUGCGGAGUACGACGCGAAAGCCGUCCGGGCAGCGCGCCACGCGGGCUCGUUCACCGAGAAGAGCGGCGGCGCCGACUUGCCCAUCGACCGCAGCUCCUCGAAUGCCUCGUCGAAAGAGUCCGUGCGGCCACCGAAGAAGCGCGACUUCGAGGAAGACGAAGACGGCCCCAGCGGUUUACGCCGAGAAACGUCCGGCAUCGUCGUGCCUGCUCCACCGACGAAUAUGGUUGGUCUUGCGGUAGUUCCGGUUGCGCCUUCUCCGAAAGUAGAAACGAGUGCAGUGGACGAUGAGCGGUAUCCUGCUGCUGGUACACGUCCUCCAGCGAAGGUAAAAAUCGCGGACGGAAGAGGUGGCGAACGAGAUGAAGUAGAUGAGCCAAAAAGUCGUGACGGCCCUACGGCGGAAGUGGCCGAGGACCACAGCCGGUUACACGAUUCGAAAGCUUCGCACGACUCCGGGUCAUCCACAAUUUCGCGCCCCCUGCCGCUGCCCGUGACCCAAACCGGACUGCUUACCGAUGCGAAGCUGCUGGAGAACAGCUUGGGCGCGCAGGUGCAGGAGCAGCGGUACCGCUCAGCUUACGGCACACCGACCUUCGCGUUCGACGGCACGAUUGAUGACUAUAGUGAGCUGUGUGUGAUGUUUGGCUUUCUGAUGUUGUUUUCCAUCGCGCUGCCCAUGGUCUCGAUGCUCAUUUACCUGGCCUGCGUCAUGGAAGUCGCCGUGGACAGCUUCAAAUUCACGCGCGUGAUUCGCCGGCCGUUUCCCGCGCAAGCCGUCCAGGGAGUCGGGGUCUGGAUCUCCAUUCUGCGGGCGGUGGUCUGGGCCAGCGUCCCCACGAACGCGUGCCUGUUGGUCGUCACGGCCCAAAUUCACACCAAGGACGAAACGCUGCAGGACAUCGUGGGCAACAAGGACACGGCCGCCAUCUUCGGCAUCGCGUUCUUCCUGGCGCUGAUAAAAUUUGUCGCCAUGCACAGCUCCCCAGAGGACCGGAAUUUCCAGCAGGUUACGCAGCGCAUUGACCACUGCAUGAACAAGCUGAUGAUGCCCUUGCCGGGGAAGAGUAAACUGGACAUGGAACUGCUGCACGAAGACGCCGGCGGCGAGCAGACCGACUUCCGCAUUCGUCAACCGUACGAGUUCACGAAAACGCCGGUGUUUCGAAGAGCGCAGUCCAUGUCGCAAACGAAUCUGUGAGGACGGAAAACUACAGGCCGUGUCCCGGUAAUUGUACUUGUUUGCAGCCAGUAGAGCGAGGCUGCAGCAUAGUACAAUAUGACGGGCACAUUUUCGCCAAACGUGAAGCUGUGUCUUAUUCGACGCAGAUGACCUUCAUGUGCCACUUCAAAGUCGUGCAAGUACGGCAAACCCAUUUUCCGCAUCGUUGGCCUGUUCCGUGAGGAGCCUGGUGUUGCAUGCUGGAGGUGCAGCGCAUCAGUCUAGUACCUCUGCUUGCUGUAAAAAAGCAAACAUCUUCACAGCGCAGCCACUGGUUCUUGCCUACUUGUUGACUCAGUGCUAAAAGUAAAACAGAUGUUGAGAGACGCAAAGUAAGCAGUACUAGCAAGGAAAUGGAAUUUUUUGAGUGCACACUUCAAAAUCAAAAUGUUGAUGUUUUUGUCACGCCCAGAGUUGUUCAAAAUAAAUCAAG
Messenger RNA from Amoebophrya sp. A120, 5303 nucleotides. NCBI's taxonomy places the organism in Eukaryota, Dinophyceae, Syndiniales, Amoebophryaceae. The record is from the annotation of a GenBank genome assembly.